UAGCGUCUGUGUUUUGUUGCUCCAGUCACUGUGGUUCUGGAUUCUGGGUCGGGCGCCGGCAUUGGUUACGUGUUUUCUUCUGAAGAACCUGGCGAGAUGCGCUGGAAGUUGGGGCGUAUGAAGGAUAGGCGUUUUAGGAUAUUUGAGAUUCCAAGGCAAAAAGGGAAGUCCCGUAUAGCGACUCUCUAUGCAGUAUCCUUCUUCACACCGACACAGGGGAUUCCAUUACGUGGUUAUGGGGGAGAGACCGGAGCAACCCCCCUCGAACCAUCCAUCGGUGCACUCGUUCAUUCCAGCCCCUUUCUUUUUGCAUUGUUGUAUUUCUCCUUCUGAAUGAGAUUAGUAUGCAAUAGCAGCAUAUUCUAUAAAGUCUGCAAGCGUGGUGUUGA
Messenger RNA from Sodiomyces alkalinus F11, 389 nucleotides. RefSeq lists its product as hypothetical. The transcript has a single exon. The coding region runs from base 97 to 333 and encodes 78 amino acids. The record is from RefSeq and is a predicted model, not a curated record. Lineage: Eukaryota; Fungi; Ascomycota; Sordariomycetes; Glomerellales; Plectosphaerellaceae.